This is a messenger RNA of Pteropus alecto (black flying fox), 4191 nucleotides long. It is a transcript of the gene TDRD9, whose product is annotated as tudor domain containing 9. The record is from RefSeq and is a predicted model, not a curated record. Bases 1 to 4143 code for a protein of 1380 amino acids. NCBI's taxonomy places the organism in Eukaryota, Metazoa, Chordata, Mammalia, Chiroptera, Pteropodidae. The transcript is spliced from 37 exons. Gene Ontology annotation, cellular component: intracellular anatomical structure. Gene Ontology annotation, molecular function: RNA binding; ATP binding.
AUGGUGACGGCGCGCGUGCGGUCGCCCGGCCCCUCCAGCCGCUGGUACAGCGGGAAACGCCUGGCAACGCCUGGCGUCGGGGUUUUCGCGAUGCGGCACGUGUGCUGCUGGAGCAAGUUCAUGGCGGAACUGACAGUGCCCGCCGUGGAGUCAGCCCUCAUCAUUGCUCCGUUCGGUGAAUUCACUAACGAGUCGGUUUCAGGCAAACGGCCGCUUAGGCAGAGGAGCUCAGAGCUGGAGUAUAUUAACAAGUACAGACAGCUGGAAGCUCAGGAACUGGACGUGUGUGGCAGCGACCGCUCAGCCCAUGGGCCAGGUCCAAGGCCACCUUCGGCUAAAUUAAGCCAUGUUCCAUGCAUCCCAGAGACAACUUAUAAAUAUCCUGAUUUGCCUAUAAAUCGAUGCAGGGAAGAGGUGAUAUCGCUGGUAGAAAGCAACUCCGUGGUGAUCAUUCACGGCGCCACGGGCAGUGGGAAGAGCACGCAGCUCCCGCAGUACAUCUUGGAGCAUCACAUCCAGCGCUCCAGCUACUGCAACAUCGUGGUCACCCAGCCCCGGAAGAUAGGGGCCAGCAGCAUCGCCCGCUGGAUCAGCCGGGAGCGCGCCUGGGCUUUGGGCGGCUUGGUGGGCUAUCAGGUGGGAUUGGAGAAAAUAGCGACGGAGGACACCAAGCUCGUGUACAUGACAACUGGAGUCCUGCUGCAGAAGAUCGUCAGUGCCAAGAGCCUGAUGGAGUUCACGCACAUCUUCAUCGACGAAGUACACGAGAGAACUGAAGAAAUGGAUUUCCUGCUGUUGGUUGUCCGCAAACUUUUAAGAACAAAUUCACGUUUUGUGAAGGUAGUCCUGAUGUCAGCCACCAUCAACUGUAAAGAGUUCGCAGAUUACUUUGCCGUUCCCGUCCAGAACAAGAUGAAGCCCGCACACAUUUUCGAGGUGGAGGGGCAGCCACACUCCAUUGAAGAAUGCUACCUCGGUGACCUGGAGCACAUUCACCACGGCCGGCUUUCUCCUCACCUCCUGGAGGAGCCCGUGAUAACGAAGGACAUCUACGAAGUUGCCGUCUCCCUGAUCCAGAUGUUCGAUGACUUAGACAUGAAAGAGAGUGGGAACAAGAACUGGUCGGGCGCCCAGUUUGUGUCGGAGCGGAGCAGCGUGCUGGUGUUUCUGCCAGGUCUGGCUGAAAUAAACUGUAUGCACGAACUCCUCACAAACAUGGUUCACAAAAGACUGCAGGUGUACCCGCUGCACUCGAGUGUGACUCUGGAGGAGCAGAGCAGCGUGCUGCUGAGCCCGGUGCCUGGGUACAGAAAGAUUAUUCUGUCUACCAACAUUGCAGAGAGUUCCGUCACAGUUCCAGAUGUCAAAUAUGUUAUAGAUUUUUGUUUGACUAGAACUCUGGUUUGUGACGAAGACACGAAUUAUCAGAGUCUGCGAUUGACUUGGGCCUCUAAAACCAGCUGUAAUCAGAGAAAAGGCCGUGCCGGACGAGUGUCCAAGGGGUACUGUUACCGCCUGGUACACAGGGAUUUCUGGGACAGCGCCAUCCCCGACCACGUCAUCCCAGAGAUGCUGCGCUGUCCUCUGGGAAGCACCGUCCUGAAGGUGAAGCUACUCGACAUGGGUGAACCGAGGGCCUUGCUGGCGACCGCGCUCUCCCCGCCCAGCCUGAGCGACAUCGAGCGGACGGUCCUCCUGCUCAAGGAGGUCGGCGCGCUGGCGGUCAGCGGGCAGAGGGAGGACGAGAACCCCCACGACGGCGAACUGACCUUCCUCGGCAGGGUGCUAGCCCAGCUUCCCGUCAGCCAGCAGCUCGGCAAACUCAUCGUGUUGGGGCACGUGUUCGGGUGCCUGGACGAGUGUCUCAUUAUAGCGGCAGCUCUGUCUUUGAAGAACUUUUUUGCAAUGCCUUUUAGGCAGCAUCUUGAUGGUUACAGGAACAAAGUGAAUUUCUCCAGCAACAGUAAGAGCGACUGCAUCGCGCUCGUCGAGGCAUUUAAAACUUGGCAGAGUUGCAGACAGAGAGGAGAGCUGCGUCAUCCGAAGGAUGAACUUGACUGGGGAAGGUUAAAUUACAUUCAAAUUAAGAGAAUUAGAGAGGUGGCUGAAUUGUAUGAAGAGCUGAAGGGCAGAAUCUCUCAGUUCAACAUGUGCGUGGACUCUCGGCGGCCCGUCGUGGACCAGGAGCACACGUACAAGCAGCGCUUCAUCUUGCAGGUCGUGUUGGCAGGUGCUUUUUAUCCAAAUUACUUUACUUUUGGGCAGCCCGACGAGGAGAUGGCGGUCAGGGAGCUGGCUGGCAAAGACCCCAAGACAACGGUCGUGCUGAAGCACAUCCCUCCGUACGGCUUCCUCUACUACAAGCAACUGCAGUCCCUCUUCCGGCAGUGUGGCCAAGUCAAGUCCAUUGUGUUCGACGGUGCAAAAGCCUUUGUGGAGUUUUCACGAAACCCGACAGAGAGAUUUAAAACUCUUCCUGCAGUGUAUAUGGCGAUUAAGAUGUCUCAGCUCAAAGUUUCCCUUGAACUCAGCGUUCACUCUGCAGAGGAGAUCGAAGGGAAGGUGCAAGGAGGGACCGUCUCGAAGCUCAGGAAUACCAGGGUGAACGUGGACUUCCAGAAGCAGACAGUGGACCCCGUGCAGGUGUCACUGAGCACGCUCCACAGGUCGCGGGCGGUCACGGAGCUCCUACUGACGGUCGAUGUUACAGAGGUGGUUGAAGCGGGGCACUUUUGGGGAUACAGGAUUGACGAAAAAAACUCAGAGAUCCUGAAAAAGCUUACUGCUGAGAUAAACCGCCUGAAAUUGGUGCCCUUGCCUGUUCACCCGCAUCCGGACUUGGUCUGUCUGGCUCCUUUUGCGGAUUUUGAUAAACAAAGCUAUUUCAGAGCUCAAAUCCUUUAUGUUUCUGGGAAUUCGGCUGAGGUGUUUUUUGUGGACUAUGGUAACAGAUCUCACGUGGAUCUUGAUCUUUUAAUGGAGAUUCCCUGUCAGUUUCUCGAACUUCCGUUUCAGGCCCUGGAGUUUAAGAUCUGCAAGAUGCGCCCGUCGGCCAGGUCCCUGGUGUGCGGCGAGCACUGGAGCGGCGGGGCCAGCCGGCGCUUCGCUGCCCUGGUGAGCGGCUGCGCGCUGCUCGUGAAGGUCUUCUCCGUCGUGCACAGCGUCCUGCACGUGGACGUGUACCGCUGCUCCGGCGUCCAGGACCUCCUCAGCGUGAGGGACGUCCUCAUCGACGAGGGCUACGCCGAGCUGGCCGACGAGUGCUACGAGUCCAAGCAAAGCCAUGAAGUUCUCAAGGGUCUCUUUUCCAAAUCAGUUGAAAAUGUGACAGACAUGUCUGUGGCGUCACCCGGGAAAGAUGAGGAGAAACACCUGAUCCGCAUUCUGUUGGACGGCUUCUCUUCCCGGAAGUUCGGGGCCCCAAACUGCAAGGUCAUUCUCCACGGGCCUUUCAACCCUUACGAACUGAAGUGUCACAGUUUGACCAGAAUAUCCAAGUUCAGAUGCGUUUGGAUCGAGAAGGAGAGCAUCAACUCCGUCAUCAUCAGUGACAGCCCCGAGGACCUCCACCAGAGGAUGCUGGUGGCAGCUUCCCUUUCGGUCAACGCCACGGGGUCUACCAUGCUGCUGCGAGAGACCUCCCUGAUGCCGCCCGUGCCCGGCCUCCCGGCCCUCCUGAGCAUGCUGUUUGCGCCGGUGAUGGAGCUAAGGGUCGAUCGGGCUGGGAAAUCCUACACUGGGGUCCUUUGUGGCUUGGGGUGGAACCCAACCACAGGGGCCCCCAUUCUGCCAGAGCACGACAUCGAGCUAGCGUUUGACGUUCAGUUCAGCGUGGAGGACAUCGUAGAGAUCAACAUCCUCAGGGCCGCUGUUAACAAGCUCGUGUGCGACGGGCCAAACGGGCUGAAGUUCCUCGGGCCGGAGAGGAUCGCACAGCUGCAGGACAACUCUCGUCAGAAGCUUCUGGGUUUGUUCUGUCAGCUGAAGCCGAGAGAGAGAAUCGUUCCCAAGUGGCAUGAAAAGCCGUACGAGUGGGACCAGGUCGACCCGAAGCUGGUCAUGGAGCAGGCGGACCCGGAGGGUGGCAGCGGAAAGAGCACCCUCCUGUACCAGCUCCACAGGCUGAUUGUCCUCAGCCCCUAGGUGGCCACCCCGGGGUGCUCCUGCCCCAGGAGAAGCCCCAGGGGGUCG